This is a messenger RNA of Hypoxylon trugodes, 2035 nucleotides long. RefSeq names its product sarcosine oxidase. The transcript has 4 exons. NCBI's taxonomy places the organism in Eukaryota, Fungi, Ascomycota, Sordariomycetes, Xylariales, Hypoxylaceae. Bases 337 to 1656 code for a protein of 439 amino acids. The record is from RefSeq and is a predicted model, not a curated record. Gene Ontology annotation, molecular function: sarcosine oxidase activity; flavin adenine dinucleotide binding; saccharopine oxidase activity.
AUCAGCAGACCCAUAUUAAGUCGAAUCAGCCAUAUCUGAAUAUCUAGGCAAGGGAGGCAGUUUGCCCAAUAGACAGCUUCUCCAUAUGCAAGUGAUGAGUAGCUCUAUCGCGAACCCCGCUUUCGGUCGCUGAUAACUUCCAUUUCGUGAAAAGGGAUAUGUCUCCGUUUGUAUGUAUUGAAUGUGACGACAGCUCCAAAUCUUGGAAAUGGCCGCAAUGGAGGGUUUAAGUAGCCGACAUCGCUAUGGAUUUCUGUUCUAUGAUUAUUUAACGUAGGUACUCCCCUCAGUUUUUAAAGGAAUAUCUUGAAUACAAAGGAUAUUGGAAGAUAAAUUAUGGCAGAUUCAUCAUACCUGAUAAUCGGCGCAGGUUGCUUUGGCGCCUCGACCGCGCGCGCUCUUAAAGAUGCAUACCCCACUGCGGAUGUGGUGUUGUUAGAUCAACAGCCGUUUCCGGCUCCCGCGGCUGCAGCGCAUGAUUUUAAUAAGAUCAUCCGCGCCGAGUACGAGGACCCGGUGUACAUGGCUCUUGCACUCGAAGCGCGCGAGGCGUGGGCGGAGAAAGAUCCUGUUGUAGAGCCGUUUUUUCAUCAGACGGGUGUUAUAUGGCCUGUUACACAGACGCGCGCGAAGAAGUUGAGGGAGGGGUACGAUGGAUUGAUAGGGGAGGGAAAGGCGCCGUUACAAGAGUUAAGCUUUGAGGAGGCGAAGACGAAGUUUCCAGUUCUAGGGGGGUGUGGGUUGGAUGGUGAUGGCGAGGCGGAGUUGUGUGUUUUUAAUCCGCUGGCUGGGUGGGCGGAGGCGGCGGGCGCGUUGGAGGCGGUUGUUAGGGAUACGUUGGGUAAGGGGGUUAAGUAUGAGGUUGCUACUGCGAAGAGACUGAUUUUUGAUAAUGAAGGUGUGUGUACGGGGGUGUUGGCAGAAGAUGGUAGAACGUUCACGGCGGAAAAUGUGAUUUUGAGCGCUGGAGCGUAUAUUCCCUGGUUACUGGCGGAAAGCGCCCCGGAGAAGCCGGAGGUGCAGGCUGGGGAUAGGAUGGUGGCGGCUUCAGCGUUGAUGGGGCUGUUCAAAGUACCACCAGGAGAGAAGGGGCUGGAUAAGUUUACAAACGCACCGAUUAUCGUGCAUUCUUUUGGGGAGUAUCCAGCUGAGUGUAUACCUCCCGGUAGUCCAGGCGCAUUGGAUUUAGCGAAGUGCACUCACGAGCUCCCAUAUACUCGGAAGGUAUACCAUGAGCCGACGAAACAAGAUAUAUCGGUGCCGCCCCUAUCACAAGCCGAGCGCAUGAAAUGGACGACGGACUUACCUGAUGCGUUGAAAGCGAACUCUGCAGGAGCCCGAAACAAGCUUUUUGGAGAUCACAUAACGGGUAUGGCGCCUGAAAUAUAUCGACUCUGCUGGGAUGUCUCUACGCCGGAUGAAAACUGGAUUAUUUCACCUCAUCCAGCAGUGAAGAACCUCUAUAUCACAACAGGAGGCUCAUUCCACGCGUUCAAGUUUCUACCCAACAUUGGCAAAUACGUGGUACAAAUGCUUCAAGGUAAAUUAUCGGAGGAACAUACACGAAAAUGGGCUUGGAAUCGAGAAAUAACCCCUAUCGUGUCUCCGUAUACGCCUCGUGCGGAUCUGCGGAAUGUUCCUGGAUACCAUGAUUGAAGUCACUACCAAAGUUGUCAUUACGAUAGGUCUCAAUUGCUAGAAACCUCGAUUCAUUAUGAAAGUUGUAACAUCCGCUCAUACACAUUUUGUAUAUGCCACUACCCUAAUAUCUAACAUCGAGCAAACAGCUCCUAUAGUCUAGAGGUUAGGACGUCGGAUUCUGAUUCCGAAAACACUGGUUCGAACCCAGUUAGGAGCUUCACAAUUACCUUUUUAUCAAACUCGCUCGUAAAUGCUAAACUUAUUGUUUAUUUUUGCAUCGUUUUAAUGAGGGGAUCGUGGUCUAAGUAGAGUAGACUAAUGUUAGCCCUGAGUUGUGGAGCUUUAACAGCCUACUAGCAGAAGAAUAUUUUCAAUAGAUUGUCAACUUUGGAAU